Trichomycterus rosablanca is the source of this 1380-nucleotide messenger RNA. RefSeq names its product distal membrane arm assembly component 2 (gene dmac2). Lineage: Eukaryota; Metazoa; Chordata; Actinopteri; Siluriformes; Trichomycteridae. The transcript has 6 exons. The record is from RefSeq and is a predicted model, not a curated record. Gene Ontology annotation, cellular component: cytoplasm. The coding region runs from base 9 to 782 and encodes 257 amino acids. Gene Ontology annotation, molecular function: protein binding.
UUUCAAACAUGGCUGCCUCUAUUUUGUUCCAAGCGAAAAAGUGUUGCACAGCCAUUUCAGCUCUCGCUGUGGCUAGACGGCAGUACAGUUCCAGUUCUUCUUCUUAUCUCAACAAGCUCCUCAUUCAGUUAAAUAAGCGCUUUGUUGAGGUUGAAUACGUCAUAAGAUGGAGCAACUGGUUUAGAAAUAGGGCAGUGAGGAGUAAAAAUAAGUUUUAUGAUUACACACAGAAGAAGUUUGGGGCCAACAUAGCAUCAGGCUACUCCGUUUUAAAACUGGGUGGAGGCUUUAGGUUUGCCGGCCAGACUGAAUGGUUCCGAGCUGAUUCCAAGGGGAACUUUAGCGUUGACUUUGUAAACACCCCAAAUUCGACCAUUGAAGAGAUUGACCUGAGCCACACUCUCAUAAACCGUGCUGGACUGGACAACCUUGUCAGUCAGAAGGGGCUGCGUUCCCUCUCGCUGCAGGGUUGUCCGGAGGUUGACGACUGGUUCCUUGCUCGCUUGCAUGUGUUUGGUGAGAGCCUGCAGGAGUUAAACAUAUCCCACUGCGCCGGUAUCACUGUGGGAGGCUUAGUCGCACUGCAGCACCUCAGGCAUUUGCAGAGGCUGGACAUGUCCUCACUUCCACGACUGCAGAACCCAGGACUGGUGCGCAUCCUCGUGGAGGAGAUGCUGCCUCGUUGCAAAGUCACUGGAGCCGAAUACGAUCAGGGACUUCUGAUCCAAACGAACAGUCAGGAACAAACGGAGACGGACCUGCUGAGUCGUGCACAGACAUAGUAACAGAACCAUGGACAACUAAUGAACCAGAGCUUUGUGAUACUUUUAGGUAGUUUGAGUAUGUAUGUAUUGUAUUUAUCCUGUUCUGUGAUCUCAGGAAUAUCCAAUAGGUGUCACAUGUUUUUGUGCAUUUUAUAUAGCACAUAUUAAAAAGACAUGCAUAUAAGGAGUAAGAAAUCGCAUCCACAUGCAUUUGCAUUGUUUUAAGAAAACAGAGUAGCUUAUUUUAAGUUAUGCCGUGUAUACCAGUGGUAUGUUUGGUGCAGACACGAAAAUAAUCAUGCAGCUAUUACAGAUUCCAGCAAAUAUUACAUUAAAAUCUGACUCCCUUAGCCAGGAAGCUCAUUGGAUCUUCCAGCAGGACAAGGAUUUACUGAGCACAGUAUCAGUAUUUUGCCAUGGACUUCAUAGAACCUCAUAGAAAACCUGAAGUCUGAGCUGAAGAGGAGUAUCCACAAGCGAAUCUCAUGGACCUGAAGGAAUCUGAAUAAUGUGGAGAGAUUCUAUAUCGAGGAAUGGUUUUAGAUCCCCUGCCAUUUGUUCUCCAGUCAUUAUGCACACGGGGGAUACAAAAAAGUAAAUAAAGUGAAGCCAACAA